This is a messenger RNA of Meriones unguiculatus (Mongolian gerbil), 4116 nucleotides long. RefSeq names its product sodium- and chloride-dependent transporter XTRP3B. Gene Ontology annotation, biological process: sodium ion transmembrane transport. Gene Ontology annotation, cellular component: plasma membrane. The record is from RefSeq and is a predicted model, not a curated record. The transcript is spliced from 11 exons. NCBI's taxonomy places the organism in Eukaryota, Metazoa, Chordata, Mammalia, Rodentia, Muridae. The coding region runs from base 170 to 2077 and encodes 635 amino acids. Gene Ontology annotation, molecular function: L-proline transmembrane transporter activity.
UGAGGUUGGGGCAGAGAGAGAGGUCAAGCAGGGAAGACCCACACCAGCGCAGGGUAAGGCAGAAGGCUGAUUUCAGAGUCGUGGAGACAACAGCAGUAAAAAUUAGGGGCUUGGGAACCAGAAGAGAGCACAGGAGUUGCCCAUUCUACACGGAGAGUUGUCUGAGAAGAUGGCGUCACCUUCAGCAAAUGCGGUCUCCCUGUCAGAGGGUGAGGAGCUACAUCCCUCGGGAGGCCCUGGAUGCUCUGGGCAACACCCAGGAAGACUGGGGUCAACAGAGUGUGCCCAGCCCGGGGUUGUGGAGAAAGCGCGGCCUCGGUGGGGCAACCCCCUGCAGUUUUUACUCGCCUGCGUCUCCUACGCCGUGGGCCUGGGCAAUGUGUGGCGUUUCCCCUACCUGUGCCAGAUGUACGGCGGAGGGAGUUUCCUGGUGCCCUACAUCAUCAUGCUCAUCGUGGAGGGGAUGCCACUCCUGUACCUGGAGCUGGCCGUGGGGCAGCGCAUGCGGCAGGGCAGUAUCGGGGCCUGGAGGACCAUCAGCCCCUACCUCAGUGGUGUCGGCAUUGCUAGCUUGGUGGUCUCCUUCUUUGUCUCUGUGUACUACAAUGUCAUCAACUCCUGGGCCAUCUGGUACCUCUUCCACUCCUUCCAGGAACCCCUGCCAUGGUCUGUCUGUCCACUGAAUGGUAACCGCACAGGCUAUGAUGAGGAGUGUGAGAAGGCUUCAUCGACACAGUACUUCUGGUACAGGAAAACACUCAACAUCUCACCGUCCAUCCAGGAGAAUGGAGGGGUUCAGUGGGAGCCAGCGCUGUGCCUUACCCUGGCCUGGCUGAUUGUGUAUCUGUGCAUCCUGAGAGGCACUGAGUCAACUGGCAAGGUGGUCUAUUUCACUGCAUCAAUGCCCUACUUUGUACUCAUCAUUUACCUGGUUCGAGGCCUCACACUCCAUGGAGCCACCAAUGGCCUGGCAUAUAUGUUUACACCCAAGAUGGAGCAGCUAGCUAACCCCAAGGCCUGGAUCAAUGCAGCCACACAGAUCUUCUUCUCACUGGGCUUAGGGUGUGGUGGUCUGAUUGCUUUUGCCAGCUACAAUGAACCCUCCAACAACUGCCAGAAGCAUGCCAUCAUUGUAUCCAUCAUCAAUAGUACUACUGCCAUAUUUGCCAGCAUUGUGACCUUCUCCAUCUAUGGCUUCAAGGCUACCUUCAACUAUGAAAACUGCUUAAGCAAGGUGAUCCUGCUGCUGACCAAUUCUUUCGACCUUGAAGAUGGCUUUCUGACAGCCAACAACCUAGAGGAAGUGAAGGGCUACCUGGCCUCUACCUACCCAAACAAGUUCAGUGAAGUGUUCCCGAGCAUUAGAAACUGCAGCCUGGAAUCCGAGCUAAACACGGCCGUCCAGGGCACAGGCCUGGCCUUCAUCGUCUACACUGAGGCCAUCAAAAACAUGGAGGUGUCGCAGCUGUGGUCAGUGCUCUACUUCUUCAUGCUGCUCAUGCUGGGGAUGGGAAGCAUGGUAGGGACAGGAACAGCGAUCCUCACCCCUCUGACUGACAGCAAGCUCAUCUCCAGUUACCUGCCCAAGGAGGCCAUUUCAGGUCUGGUGUGCCUCGUCAACUGUGCCAUCGGCAUGCUGUUCACCAUGGAGGCUGGGAACUACUGGUUUGACAUAUUCAAUGACUAUGCAGCCACACUGUCCCUGCUGCUCAUUGUGCUGGUGGAGACCAUAGCUGUGUGCUAUGUGUAUGGGCUCAAGAGAUUUGAAGGUGACCUUCAGGCCAUGACUGGCCACACCCUCAACUGGUACUGGAAGGCCAUGUGGGCGUUUGUGAGCCCACUGCUCAUCAUUAGCCUCUUUGUCUUCUACCUGAGUGACUAUAUCCUCAUGGGAACGCUGCAGUACCAAGCCUGGGAUGCUACUCAGGGCCAUAUGGUGACUAAGGACUACUCCACACAGGCACUCGCUGUCAUUGGGCUCCUGGUAGCCUCCUCUACCAUGUGCAUCCCUCUGGUAGCCCUGGGGACUUUUGUCACACGCCACUUCAAGAGCAGAGAGAAGUUUCCUGUGGCCUGAGAACUAUCAUCACUUGCUGUUUCACAGCUAGUUUCUGUAUGUUAACAAUGGAAGUUCUGCAGCUGCUUCUUAAAGCCAGUAUUUUCUGCUUCCUGAAUCUGCAAAGAAAAUUUAAUUCUCUAUAUCAGAGACUGACAGAAACCUAACUCUGACCAUAAAUACUUUAGGAUUUUUACUUUUUUGUUUUUUGAGAUAAGGUCUAUGUAACACUGGUUGUUCUGAAACUCACUCUGUAGACCAGACUGGCCUCACCUCACAGAUCCACCUGCUCCCCAACUGCUGGGAUUGAAGGCACCUGCUAGCAGCUUUUACUCUUUAUCUUCCAUUAUACUUUUGUUGCAAAAAUGUGUACCCUUUUGUAUUAUAUAUUCAGCUCAUAGUAGAUAAAAUUUUUGACCCUUAGCUUUCAUUCUUUACAUACCAUUACAAUAAUGUUAAUGUUGGAUUACAAAUUUACCUGUAACACUGCUUUCUUGUUGAGGUGAAGUCUUGGUAUAUGUGGACCCCAGGUUGGUCUGGAACUAUGUAUCCUAGGUUAGGCUAGAAUCUAUGACCCUCCUGCCACAGCCUCCCCAUACUGGCACAAUAGGUCAUGUGCCGCCAGGCAUACACUUUUUUAUAACAAUAAUCAUCCUUUUGUUUUUAACUCAUUCCUUUGCAGAGUGGGUGGGCGAGAAGGGAGUAGCCAUUGCAAACAUAUAGCCCUUUUACUUCACUCCCUCUAGUGGCUUGGAUUACAAACAUGGACCACCAUACCUUAACUUUCAGUAUUUUUUUGUUUGAUUUUAGUUCUUUUUGUUUUCCCAAAACAGGGUUUCCCUAUGUAGCCUUGCCUGUCCUGGACUCACUUUAUAGACCAGGCUGGCCUUGAACUCAGAAAGAUCCACUCACCUCUGCCUCCCUGAGUGCUGGGAUUACAGGUGUGUGCCACCGUGCCUGGCUAACUUUCAGUAUUUCUUAAAGGCUGUUUUAAUGAUGACCAAUUUCCUGUUUUUUCUUGUCUGGGAAAGUGUUUUGUUUCAUCACCGAAGUGUAACUUUACUGGUGGUAUUCUUGACUGGCAGGUUUCUUUCUUUUAGUAGUUUUAAUGUACUGAUAAAUUUUUUAUAGUCUAAUGGAUAUUCUCUUAUAUGUGACUUGACUCUUGCUUCUUUGUGGCAGAGAAGGGGGAAAUAAUGAGCAGAAUCAACUAUCCUCAAAAUUGAGCUUUAAAGCUAGUAUCCACUGAAGGAAAGAAGUCUGAAGAUGACUCCUGAGGCUGGCACAAGAAGGAAGAUACUUUGUGAGGUAUUUAUAGAUCAAAUGAUACAAAACAGAAGUAAAAGAUGAAAAUCUAGAGUGUUGUAUGCAACACAAUGAAAAUGUAUUGAGAUUUUUUUUUUACUAAAUCUGAUUUUACUGUUACUAAAAACUGUGAGACAGUACAUUUGUGUGCUCUAGUCUACUACACAUUAACUGCAUACCCCAACUAUGUUGUGAACCUCAAGUACAGUAUAUUUUAUUGAAAACUAGGUGUGAGGAAGAUGAAACCCUUGGAAACAUAUACAUCUCUCACCAGGACUUUCCUUCCUGUGCCAGCCCUGAGGGUCAUCUGAAACUUUCUUUCCAUCAAUGGACACUGGCUUUCAAGCUCAGUUUUGAAGAUAAUAAUUGAUUCUGUAAGUCUUAGAAGACUGGCACUUUGUAGCCUUCAAUUUCACUGUACUUCUUAGGAGACCAAGUCUGUGCAAUCUGCUGCUUGCCAACAGGAUACCCACAUGUUACAGGGUGACUGCUUUUGGAUCAGUUUAAGUUUUUAGUAUAUGAGGUGAUAUAUGAAAAUGUCAGGAGGAAAUUAAACUUUGUUCCUUGUCAUACCUGGGAUUCGUCACGCACAUGCAGUGAUGGAUGUGCACAAGUUCAACUUGUGACCGAGAACUGAACAGAUUACAGCUGCAAGGCCAAAGUACUCAUACUACCCUAGCCUUGCCCAGAAUGAAUUCCACAGAAAAAUCUGUGAUGUUUGAUGACUUGAGAUUAAAAUGCUUGGAUAUACCCGC